Molecule: messenger RNA, 1373 nt
Organism: Porites evermanni
Lineage: Eukaryota; Metazoa; Cnidaria; Anthozoa; Scleractinia; Poritidae
Source: the annotation of a GenBank genome assembly
CUUGUUUCUGAAGCAAAGAAACUGAAAUACAAUCUUGAGACAAGCACGUCAGCCAUCAAAGCUAGAAACAAGAAGGUUGUGUGUAAGACUUUUCACAAAGCUGGAAUUGUCGUCCCAGUCAUAAAUGAAGUUGGGUACCGGCCUCUUACCAUGACUGAUGGUGAGUUCGAGGUUGUGAUAUUCUCACUGGCAUGUAGAAAUUUAACAUCUUCAUUCUUUGGAUGAUUUUUAUAUUGCUUUAAUUUUGCACUCAGGUGCAUAUCCACAUACAUAUUCUUCUGACUGAUCUCCAUACAUUUCCUUUAAGAAUUCGUUGAGAGAAUUGGAUAAAAGAUUAAAGCAUUUCUCUUGGGUGUUUACUCGCCUUGGAGCAGAGCUUCCUUUUGUCUUCUUUAGCGAGGAGACAAAAAGGAGGCCCUCCCUGAAUCGCGUCAAACCUUUAAAGUCGCCACAGCCCAAACUUCUGAACUAGUCAAUAUUGUUCUCUCUUGUCAAACUGUUUUUUUUUUAGUGCGAGCAUUCGUUUAUUGAUAAACCAAUGGUCAUAAGCGAGCCCACUGUACCAAAUGCACAGCGAUUAGCCCUGGGUUCGAAACUGUAUCCUAGCAACUUUCCCUGCACGCUCAACAAAGAUCUUACUCGAUUCAUGCAGAAUCUUUCUCGAAUACGCUAAAAUCAAGCAAUCAAAAGAAGAAAGGCUCUGCCCUGCUGGCAAGGUGGUGUUCAGUUUAUUAAUUCUUUAGGUCCAAGAGUGACCAACAUCAGUUUUCUCCUAACAACAUCAGCAGAUCAUCAAGAGUAAAGGUUAUGAGAAUUACUUAAUUGAUUACCAAAGGGAGCAUACUUUGAUCUUAAGCCAAAUUCUCUCAACUACUCUUAAAAGAAAUGUAUGGAGAUAAGUCUGGAGAAUUUGAAUGUGGAUCAUGGGCCUUAAAGGGUUAAUUAUUGUAACUUGUUACAAGAAAACUGUUGUUGGGAUCUAAAGAUAGGAAUAUUAAGGAUACGAGAAAAAAUCAUUCACUGUUGAAUCCUGUAUUUGAUUGUUUCUUAAAUUUUAUUAAAUUGUAGGUGAACUGAGGAAAAUCCUGAAGCAAAUAACAGAAGGUAAGAAUGAGAAAGAUCAAGAAAAGGCAUCUGAGGAUCUCCAGGAGAUAAUGACCCUGGUUCAGUUUGCUAAUGAUGAGUGUGAUUAUGGAAUGGGACUUGAGUUAGGAUUGGAUCUGUUCUGUUUUGGAAGCGAGCGUUUUCAUAAUGCCAUUCUUCAACUUAUGCCACUUGCCUACAGGCUUCUUAGCAGGGACACAUUUGCAGAGAUUGUAGAAGUUCAUAUAAAUAACCGAACUAGGGCUUCGCUGAGCCAGUUCCCAUCUUAA